Messenger RNA from Moneuplotes crassus, 1342 nucleotides. Lineage: Eukaryota; Ciliophora; Spirotrichea; Euplotida; Euplotidae. The record is from the annotation of a GenBank genome assembly.
AUGCCAAACCAAAAGGCCGCUAAGAAAGAUCACUACCAGUACUCCGACUUGAGCAGCAUCAAGAAGGAAGGUGAGGAAGACCAAUACCACUUCUACGGAGUUGUCAUUGAUGCUUCCUUCCCAUACAAAGGUGAGAAAAGAUAUGUCGUCACUUGCAAAGUUGCCGACCCUUCAUCCGUGGCUAAGGGAGGAAAGCUCAACACUGUCAACGUAGUGUUCUUCUCACAAAACUUCGAAGAUCUUCCAAUCAUUCAGAGAGUCGGAGACAUCGUCAGAGUCCACAGAGCCAGACUCCAGCACUACAAUGAUGCUAAGCAACUCAACGUGAACAUGUACUACAGAUCUUCUUGGUGCUUGUUCAUUGGAAACGACAAGGAGGCCCCUCUCGAACCCAAGGUUGAAAACGAAGACGGAACCAACAACUAUUUCAGCUACACCCCCUACAACUUCUCCGGAAAGAGUUUCACCCAAGAAGGCCAUGAAACUAAGAUCCUCAAGGAUCUCAAGAAGUGGAGCAAAGACUACUUCUCAAACAAUGAUGUUGUCGAACAAGUCAAGAAAGCUGACAUCGAGACUGCUAUGAAAAACAAGACUGACUUCGAUCUGUUGGCCAAGGUCACCGAGAUCUCCGACAACGAUCAGUACACAAACACUGUGUCCCUCAACGACUCCACCGGUCAAACCUGGACUGGCCACUUGUUCAAGAGAAAGUUCCCGCAUUUAGUUAAGGGCGACGUUUUAAGAAUUAAGUCGGUUAGCGCUAAGGAAGACAACUCAUUGAUCUUCUCGAGCCACUCCAACAUUUUGAAGUUCUUCAGCUUCUCAUCCAUCCACAAGAAGCUGAAGUCCUCGAUCUCCUCAGACACCCACAUUAAGACUUGCGUGACCAAGAUAGACAAGGCUGCUCACAACAAAAUGGACAUCACUCCACUCAAGAAGCUGUUCUUCAACCCAAAGAAGUCUGAGAAGCUGUUCAGAUCUCAGUUCUCAGUGCUCAAGGUUGACACCAAGAACUUGGAAGACUACGUUGGUGCAUUCGAUGGCAAGAAGUGGCACUCUUACAAAGGUAAGAAGACCCCUAAGGAUGCCGAACUUAGAUGGAACAUCAAGCUCAUCGUCACUGACUACAAGAACCAGCAAGACGACAAAGCCUACAUGAUCCACUUGGACGACAACUCGUUCUUCAAGGGAAUCAACCCAGCCAACUGGAGCAACGCCGCCACCAAGAAGAAGGCCGAGAAAGCCUUCUCCGUUUUGACUAACAACAAGGUCAACUAUGUUGACGCAAUUUUGGAAAGAGACAAGAAGAACUACCACAUCAGACAUACCCAAUUCAAGUAAG